Molecule: messenger RNA, 2723 nt
Organism: Belonocnema kinseyi
Lineage: Eukaryota; Metazoa; Arthropoda; Insecta; Hymenoptera; Cynipidae
Product: SET domain-containing protein 4
Exons: 3
Coding region: 242-1525 (427 amino acids)
Biological process (GO): peptidyl-lysine dimethylation; peptidyl-lysine monomethylation; peptidyl-lysine trimethylation
Molecular function (GO): histone H3K4 methyltransferase activity; histone H3K36 methyltransferase activity; transcription coactivator activity
Source: RefSeq, a predicted model, not a curated record
UUAAAGUGAUUAAGUUUGUUUUGAGUAAAGUGAAACCAAGUGCGGUUGAACCUUUUCUUACAUAAAUCAGAAGGCAGCAGUAGCGGAAGGAAAAUUCUUAAAAGAAUUCUUUGCAAUUUGAGGUUAGGAAGCAUGAAGAAUUUUAAAGAUUUGACAACUGAUGAAAUGACUGCCGAGUUGCAGAAGAUGAUUGAUCCUAAAGUAGCUGCAAUUUUGAAAGAUUUAAAAUCCACUACUUGAAAUGGGUCGGACCAGGAGGAAACGGCGACACAGGAAGGUACCGCCUUUUCAGAAACAGCAUACGCAGAGUACCGCGGCUUCAGACGCUCUAAAGCUGUGGUUGCUUGAUCAGAAUUGGGUGCCAACAUUGGAUUUGGAGCCUCACAUCUUCCCGGAAACCGGUCGUGGUUUAAUGGCAUUAAAAGACAUUGCAGUUAAAGAUGUUCUAUUAGAAUUACCAAAACGAUUGCUCAUUACGACAUUAACAGUCUCAGAGAGCUAUAUUAGUCGAAUCUUUCUAUCAGAUAAAAUUUACGAUGCCCAAUGCGUACUCGCAACCUUUCUUCUUUACGAAAAACAUUUGAAAGAAGCUUCCAACUGGAAACCCUAUCUUGAUUCUUUACCUGUAUCUUAUUCUAAUCCAGAAUUCUGUUCUAAAACUGAAAAAACAAUUUUGCCUGAAUUUGUAACAAGCCAGUUAAGCCUACUUUCAAGAAAGUGUAAAGUUAGUUAUCUUUCGCUAAUGGAAACACUAACAAUUUUAAGGAGUCGUGAAUUUGUUUGCCCUCAUUGUACCUUAAGUUUUGAUAAAAUAAUAACAUUCAGUGACUUCACGUGGGGAUAUUAUACUGUCAAUACGAGAGCUGUUUAUCUAGAUGGCACAGAGAAUAUAAGAAUUAAUAUAAAAGGCGAUAAUCUAGCUCUUGCACCUUUUCUGGAUCUUUUUAAUCAUACUUGUAGAACUGUUGCUGUGGCUGCUUUGAUUAAGAAAAAGGAAUCCGAAUUUUAUCAAAUCAAAUCUCUGACAUCUUACAAGCGAGGCUCCCAAGUUUUUAUCAAUUAUGGAGCGCAUAAUAAUCUUGAACUGUACAUGGAAUAUGGUUUUGUAAUCCCUCAAAAUCCGCUAGAUGAGAUUAAAUUUGAUCUCUCAGACAUAAAAAAGUGUAUCAACAUUUCACGGACUGUGUACAAUUUUCUCAGGGUACAUAAUUUGGAUGAUAAUAUGUCCUUCAGUUCGCAAGGAUUAAAUUACUCUGCUAAAAAUGUACUUUUUAUUUGUACUACAUCAGUGCAGAAAAAUCAGUGGAUGCAAAAGAUGUUUAGAGACAAUCUCGAUUCAGAGGAUCUAUCUAGAGUCAAUUCUUUAGGAUUAAAGAUACUUCAAAUGAAAAAAAGUCAAUUAAAGCAGGAUCUUCAAAAAAUGAAAAGGUGUAGGUAUAAAAGUGGUAGUUUUCUAUCUGCUGUGCAACUUUUGGAAGAGUUUAUACAAGUUUUAGAAAGCUGCUUAAAGAUAAUAUGUGAAUAACUACUUUUAGUAAAUUGUCUGAAAUUUAAGUUAUGAUCCGUAUUUCAACGGUUUACAGCAAAUCUUCUGUAACUUUUGGCAAAUAUAAAUGUAAUUCGUUGAACAAUAAGUCUAUGUAUCGUAUCUUUAUAAGAAUCGUCGGUAAGAAUGAUUAAAUUUACUUUUAACGUAAUAUAAAACUGGACUCCGGCCCAAGCCAUAUCUCCAUGGCUUCUUCGCUCCAACACUUCCCCGGGGGAAGAAUAGCUUGUGAAUUCGGGGGUCUUUAUAACUGUGUUAUACGUGUAUUUACAGAUAGCACAUUAUUUAACUUUUUCACAUCUAGAAAUAUUUGUUACAUAAUAGAUGCGUAUCACUAUGGUUAAUAUUUUUUGUCUUCAUUUCUUUUGAAUCAAUAUUUUCUAAAUGCCAGAAAUUUCCAGAAAGUUGAGCUUUUUGGCUCUUUACAAAUGCAAAAAUUAUUUUUAAAAAAGCAACCCCUAUCUUCAAAAAACUACUCUUAGAAUAAAAUAUUUACUUACAAUAAAUGUAAGCAUAUCAGAUUUGAUGUUUUUUGGGCUCUUAUUGGAAACCAAUACCGACUUUUGGGCUCUUUUAUUUUUUUCAACAAAAAUAACGGAAGUUUGUGCUGGCGAAGCUGCCCGCCAGCACCUUCACUACAGAAAAUUUGAAACAUAAAAAAAAAUCAACAGCGCCAAAAUAUUGUGCUAUUUUUGGACUCCCAAAAACACCCAUAAAUCAUUUCCAAAAAUCAACCCUAACCCUUAAAAAAUUCUAAAGAAACAGGUAUGGAAUAAGUACGAGAAAAAAUACACCGUAGAUCUGAGCUAGUUUUGAGCUAACUAGAAAUAACAAAUUAUAUUGUCCAAAAAAACCCAUAAGACAAACAGCUACCCCUAACUAAAAAUGUAGUUAUUAAACAAACCCUUGAGGAACUUGAAACUAUACCCACUUUGCUACAGUAGUAAUAAAAAAAACAAAUAAAAAACACCCUUGACACGUUUGACCAAAUCCUGUUCAGCUGCCUUCAACUAAAAAAUCCGUAAUGAUUCCAAGUAAAAAUAGUUACAGCAAAGAGUUUUCCAAAAAUCUUUUUCAUAUCCUCAUCUCUAAAGUAAAAUUAAACAACACUUGAGAACUAUUCCUAUCACAUUUAAAGAACCAAGCAUCACCCUCCACCACAUAAAACCUAAAAAAA